CACCUAAAUCUUUAGCUGAACAAUUUUUUAAAGAAGAUUGUUGUACAUAUUUGGAUGCACUUGAAUGGGAACAAGAUCAUCCAGAACAAGCCGAAAAUCUUGCUUUUCCUGCACAUGUAGCUGCAUAUAAUGGAGAUUUUGAACAUGUUAAAUUAUUAAUUGAACAAGGUGUUGUUAAUAUAAAUGAACGUGAUGAACGUGGUGCUACAUUAGCACAUAAAGCAGCUGGUCAAGGACAUUUAAAAAUUCUUCAAUGGUUAAUUGAAAUGGGUGCAUCAAUGGAAUUAACAACUCAAAGUGGUGAAACACCAAAAGAUGUAGCAAGACGUUUUGGUCAAUUAGCAUGUUUAAAAAUCUUAGGUGGUGAUGCUGAUAAAACUGAAACAAAUCAAAAACGUCAUCAAAAUGAAUCAACAAAACAAGAUCAUCGAAGAAAAUUAACACCUAAAGAAGAAGAACGUUUACGUGCAAAAACUAAACUUGAUCAAUUAGAAAAACAAGUUGAUAUAGCAAAAAAAAAUUAUCGACAAUUAGGUGGACAACUAGAUGAUGAUCAAAAACAUGAAACAAUGGAACAAAUUUCACAAAAAAAAAUUGAAGAACUUGAAAAUCAAUUAGAAUUUGAAAGACUUAAAAGAGAAAAACGUGAAUCAGAAUUAGAUGAAUGUCGAAAUGAAAUUGUUCGUCUUGUUGCUGCUUUACGAACAUAUGAAGAUAAAAUGCGACAUUUACAACAAAGACCACCAAGUGGAAUAUUUGAACAAAAAACUAAAAAAUCAUUAUCAGCUUCAAACAAACGACAAAAACGUAUAGAAAAAGAAACAGGACUUGUAUUUAUGCGUGGAAAUUCACUGAAUUCUUAA
This is a messenger RNA of Rotaria sordida, 863 nucleotides long. Lineage: Eukaryota; Metazoa; Rotifera; Eurotatoria; Philodinida; Philodinidae. The record is from the annotation of a GenBank genome assembly.